CGUGCGAGAGGGGACGUCUUUGGUCAACUUGCUCCGAUUCUCAGCUUUACGGCGACCGAAGGGGCGAUUUACCCGGGGCAAAAGAUGCCUCUUCCUCCAGCACUGCUGGCUCGCUUGGCCAAGAGAGGGAUUGUCAAACCGUCGGAUCAAGAUGUAGACGAGGAGAUUAUUGCCGAGGACUAUGACGACAACAAUGUGGACUACGAGGCCACCAGACAAGAGAAUUUACCAACAAACUGGUACAAAGUAUUUGACCCCAUUUGCGGUCUCCCUUAUUACUGGAAUGUGGAGACGGAUUUGGUGGCCUGGCUGUCUCCAAAUGACCCGACCGCUGUGAUAACAAAAGCUGCCAAGAAAAUGAGAAUCGAGGGAGGAGAUGACAGAGGUGAGAGGGUGUUUGAAAAGCCUGACAGAGAACGAGACCGGGAGAGAGAAAGGGAACGGGAACGAGAGCGGGAACGGGACAGAGAGCGGGACAGGGACGAUGGAAGAGACAGAGACAGGAGAAAGCAGAGGAGAGAUGACAUCGCCCCCUAUAAGAACAAACGAGGGAGAAAAGACGAUGAGAUGGACCCCAUGGAUCCAAGCGCUUACUCUGAUGCUCCAAGGGGCUCAUGGUCCACUGGCUUACCCAAGCGUAAUGAAGCAAAAACGGGUGCAGACACAACAGCAGCAGGGCCUCUGUUCCAGCAGCGGCCGUACCCCAGCCCAGGGGCCGUCCUCCGGGCUAAUGCAGCAAACCAACCACCCAAGGAGUGACUCACACUCCCAGGAACACAUGGAUAACAACAACAAAAAAACCAAAAAACCCUCUCUCCCGUUUGCUAAAGUCUCUUUUGGUUUGCUGUUGCAGAUUACAAGCCCUAAAAAUAAACACACUGUAAAAUGUGUGUACGUUUGCAUCACGUUUGCAUCAAGGAAAAAGAAUGCUUUGGGUUUUUUUUUGUACCACCAAUGUUUAGGAUGGCUGUAAAUAUGUUUUUAUAUAUGACCUUGAGAUCGACUCAUCGUUACUGUGACCAGUUUGUCAAUAAAUUUGAGGAUUUG
This is a messenger RNA of Lampris incognitus (smalleye Pacific opah), 1047 nucleotides long. It is a transcript of the gene pqbp1, whose product is annotated as polyglutamine binding protein 1. Bases 85 to 759 code for a protein of 224 amino acids. Gene Ontology annotation, molecular function: ribonucleoprotein complex binding; protein binding. NCBI's taxonomy places the organism in Eukaryota, Metazoa, Chordata, Actinopteri, Lampriformes, Lampridae. The transcript has 7 exons. Gene Ontology annotation, cellular component: cytoplasm; nuclear body. Gene Ontology annotation, biological process: alternative mRNA splicing, via spliceosome. The record is from RefSeq and is a predicted model, not a curated record.